AUUUUACAGGACUGACAAUUUAUCUUUUAAUUAAUACAUGGGUUGACAGCUGAGUGCCGCGUUCCCAUGUUUGCCGUUGCCGUUCAUGAGGGUUUAGGCCCCGCUCCGCCGCCAGCGCAGGGCCGCCAACAAUUCCUGCAAACGGAGUGGCUGUUCUGGGGCGGAAAUCCUUGCCAUCAAAGAAUGCCUUAAUGCUGCCACAACUCUUCCCUCACCAACCAGUCUCCCUCUACACACACUCCCACUGCCCUCCAACUCCUCUCCCCUCACACGCGCCACACACUGAUGCACCAUCCACUCCCUCCUGGCACUGCUGACCUCCGGGGGGCCUCACCUUCAGUGGAUAUUUCUUCAUAUUGACUGUCACAUGACUUUUAGAAUGGCACAGGCUGCAAAAAAAAUUAUUGACAUUGGUGCCAAUCUUACGGAUGAAAUGUACCAAGGAAUAUACCAUGGAAGCAAAAAACAUGAAGCUGAUUUGAGUCACGUGCUGAAGAGAGCGUGGGAUGCUGGCCUGAGCAAAAUGAUUAUUACUGGAACAAGCCUCACGGAUAGCAAAGCAGCCCUGGAACUAGCAAAGACUAAUGAACGGUUAUACUGCACCGUUGGUUGCCACCCAACCCGCUGUGGAGAGUUUGAGGCAGAAGGAACCAGUCCAGAAACAUAUCUGGAAAACCUCCUUCAGCUGGCACUUGACAACAGGGAGAAUGUUGUGGCCAUAGGGGAGUGUGGACUGGACUAUGAUCGCACACAAUUUUGCUCCCCGGAAAUUCAAAGGAAGUAUUUUGAGAAACAGAUCAGCCUGGCAGAAGUGACAGGACUGCCAAUGUUCCUUCACUGUCGCAAUGCUGCAGCAGACCUCGUGAAGAUCCUCACUGACCACCGGGAGAAGAUUACGGGAGGUGUUGUGCAUUCUUUUGACGGCACCAAGGAAGAGCUGAAUCAGAUCCUAGACUUGGAUCUCUUUAUUGGACUAAAUGGAUGUUCCUUGAAGACAGAGGACAAUCUGGCUGUUGCAGCAUCAGUACCAACACAGCGGCUAAUGAUUGAGACAGACUCUCCUUGGUGUGAGAUUCGUCCAUCUCAUGCCGGCCACAAGCAUGUCAAAACUGUCUUUCCAACUAAGAAAAAGGAGAAAUGGGAAUCCGGGGUCAUGGUGAAGAGUAGAAAUGAGCCAAGUUGUAUAGUGCAAAUUUUGGAAGUUUUAGCAGCGAUAAAGAAAGAAGAUUCCACUGAGUUGGCUGAACAGCUGUACAGUAACACCAUGAAGCUGUUCUUCCCUUCAGAGGCAGAGUAGGAACAGUCUGCGAUGAGUGAUGAAGUAAUAAUAACAUUGAUGAAUA
Messenger RNA from Eriocheir sinensis (Chinese mitten crab), 1343 nucleotides. Its product is annotated as deoxyribonuclease TATDN1-like. Gene Ontology annotation, cellular component: cytosol. Bases 368 to 1297 code for a protein of 309 amino acids. Gene Ontology annotation, molecular function: 3'-5'-DNA exonuclease activity. The record is from RefSeq and is a predicted model, not a curated record. The transcript has 7 exons. NCBI's taxonomy places the organism in Eukaryota, Metazoa, Arthropoda, Malacostraca, Decapoda, Varunidae.